CUGAAUUUUUUUGAUGUUUCGUCUCCGAAAUUACAACAAAAUCUAAGGAUUUGACUGCUUCUGGCAUCUUGUAAUGAAAUAAGACGGUGGUGAAACUUCACUAUGUCUACGGAUGUGCUAUACACGAAGGGUGCCCGGGUCUGGAUCCGUGACCCUGAGGUCGUGUGGCGUGGAGCAGAGCUGCUGGUGGAUUAUAAAGGCCAGAAAGAGUUAGAUGUAGAAUAUGAGGAUGGCGAGCAAACGAAUAUUGCCAUCAAAACAAAAGAUGCGUUGCCUCCUUUACGAAAUCCUGAAAUCUUGAUUGGUGAGAAUGAUCUCACGUCUCUUAGCUACCUCCAUGAACCUGCGGUUCUCUAUAACCUGCAAGUGCGUUUCUGCGAGCGGAAUGCCAUCUACACCUACUGUGGCAUUGUCUUGGUGGCUCUCAACCCGUAUGAGCAGCUGCCCAUCUACGGGCCCGAAAUCAUCCAGGCGUACAGCGGGCAGGACAUGGGCACCAUGGACCCUCACGUGUUUGCAGUCGCUGAGGAGGCCUUCAAAAACAUGUCCAGAUUUGAUCAGAACCAGUCGAUUAUUGUGAGUGGAGAGUCAGGUGCUGGCAAGACGGUGUCUGCUAAAUAUGCCAUGAGGUAUUUCGCAGCGGUCGGUGGAAGCGAAGCGGAGACAAACAUCGAAAAGAAGGUGCUGGCAUCCAACCCUAUCAUGGAGGCUAUCGGUAAUGCCAAAACCAUACGCAACGAUAACAGUAGCAGGUUUGGAAAGUACAUCGAGAUUGCGUUUGACAAGACCAAUAAGAUUGUCGGUGCAAAUAUGCGUACGUACCUCCUGGAGAAAUCGCGUCUGACGUACCAGGCCGCUGAUGAGCGCAACUAUCACAUAUUCUAUCAGUUGUGUGCAAGUUCGGAGCUGCCAGAAUUUGAGGAGUUUCGUUUAGAUCACCAGAACAAUUUCUUCUACACGAACCAGGGUCAAAGUCCAAUUGUGGAUGGGGUUGAUGAUGCUGAGGAACUGGAGACUACCAGGGAAGCCAUGUCACUUUUAGGUAUUAGCGAAAAAGAACAGAUGAUGCUCUUUCGAAUUCUCACUGGUAUUUUAUAUUUUGGAAACGUCAUCUUUGAUGAAAAAGAAAAAGACGGAGAUUCUUCCACAGUGCCAGGGGGAGAAGAUGUUGAUUGCACGGUGCAAAAAGAUGAUACCAACCUGAUAAUAAUGUGUGAUCUCCUUGGGAUCGACUGCGAGUCGUUGCGCAUGUGGUUGUGUAACAGGAAGAUUGCCACGCAGAACGAGGUGCUAAUCAAACCGUUAAAACAGUCUGAGGCCAUCAAUGCCCGGGACGCCCUCGCGAAACACAUCUACUCGCAGCUCUUCGACUGGAUUGUCUCUCACAUCAACAAAUCAUUGAAAAGUUCAAUCAAAUCGGAUAAAUUCAUCGGCGUUUUAGAUAUCUAUGGGUUCGAGACAUUCGAAGUCAACAGCUUUGAACAAUUUUGCAUAAAUUAUGCUAAUGAGAAACUACAGCAACAGUUUAAUCGGCAUGUUUUCAUCCUCGAGCAAGAAGAGUAUAAUCGCGAAAAGAUUGAAUGGUCUUUCAUCGAUUUCUACGAUAACCAGCCGUGUAUUGAUUUGAUAGAGAAUAAGCUUGGCAUCCUCGACCUACUGGAUGAGGAGUGUAAGAUGCCAAAAGGUUCGGACCAGAACUGGUGCCAGAAACUAUACUCGGCCCACGGCAAAGCUGAACAUUUUGAGAAGCCUCGCAUGUCAAACUCGGCGUUUAUCAUCCACCAUUUUGCAGACAACGUGCAAUACACGAUCGAUGGGUUCCUUGAGAAGAAUCGUGACACGGUGUUGGAGCAGCAGGUGGAUGUGCUCAAGGCCAGCAAGUACGAGCUGGUAGGAGAAUUGUUCUCUGAACGAAAACCUGCUGAUCUUCCACGGCAAAGAUCUGGUUCCGGCAUCAUCCAUCAUCCGAGACCCACGCCCAAACAACCCAGUAAAGCUCACAAAUCCACUGUAGGAUCACAGGCCGGUAUAUCAAAGCAAACUGUUAGCCGUCAGGUUAUCACAACCAUUCAACAUGGAACCACUUCACGAAGAAAAACCGUUGGCUCGCAGUUUCGAGAUUCGUUGAAGCUGUUGAUGGCUACGUUAAGCUCGACGACGCCUCACUACAUCAGAUGUAUUAAACCGAAUGACUACAAGGAAGCAUUUGAGUUUGAACCAAAGAGGGCAGUGCAGCAGCUGCGGGCGUGUGGUGUCCUCGAGACGAUUCGUAUCAGCGCAGCGGGCUACCCAUCGCGGUGGACAUACCAGGAGUUCAUCAGCAGAUACCGCGUGCUCGCAACUUCCAAACAGAUCGUCAGGAAGGAUACUCAGAAAUCAUGCAAGAACAUUCUGGAAAAACUCAUUCAGGACCCAGACAAGUUCCAGUUCGGUAAGACGAAGAUCUUCUUCCGAGCGGGCCAGGUGGCCUACCUCGAGAAGCUACGAGCCGAUAAACUGCGAGCAUGCGGAGUGAUGAUUCAGAAACACAUUCGCGGCUGGUUACAGCGGAGGAAGUAUGUCAAGAUCAAGAGGACCGUGUUACUCAGUCAGAUGUAUGGCCGAGGUUUCCUUGCAAGGAAGAAAGCAUUAUUCCUACGUCGUACCCGUGCUGCCACCACCAUUCAGAAACACUGGCGUGGGUACAUACAGUAUACACAGUACAUGCGCGUCAGGUGUGCCGUACUCACGAUACAGGCAUUUUCCCGUGGCAUGGCCGGCCGCAAGGUAUACCGGGCUAAGCGCUCCAAUGCCAAGGCGAUUAUCAUCCAAGCGCGGGUGCGAGGUUGGCUGGCGCGGCGUGGCUACAAGAAGAUCAUCUAUGGUAUCGUCAAGUUACAGUCGCAUGUCAGGAGGCGUGCGGCCAAGAAAGAACUCAAGCGGUUAAAGAUUGAAGCCAGAUCAGUCGACCAUAUCAAGACAGUCAACAAGGGACUGGAAAAUAAGAUUAUCGAACUUCAACAGAGACUUGACGAGAAUAAUAAGGAGGUUAAGAAGACUCGCGAGGAGAUGAUACAUUAUAAUGAGCUGAAGAAUGAGAUGGAGUCGCUCAGGAAGGAGGGCAAGGCGCAGAAACUCACAUCAAACAGAAUAUCAGAACUUGAGGCGGAGAUCGAACUGCUGCGUGCCGAACUCGCGUCGGAACGCAAAGAGAAGAACGAAUUGGUCCAUGAGAAGGAGAAGUUUGCAGAGGAGCAUGAGAAGAUAGUGAUGGACUUCACGACGGAGAAGAUUUCGCUGAAGGAAGAGGUGGAGGAACUGAAUAGGAAACUGAAAGAAAAAGAUGCUGUCUUGAAGAAUAAAGUGAGUGAAGCCGCCACGAGUCAACUGGAGUAUGACAACGUCCAACAAGAACGUGCCCAUCAUCAAAUGCUAGUCAAAGAACACGGACGCUUACAGCAGCGAUGUGAAAACCUUCAAAACGAGCUUGGUAUUUUACGUGCCAAAGGUGUGUCGGUGUCGCGGUCGACGUCCAAUGCAAGCAGCUUCAGCGUGGAUGGUGCGAGCCCAAUGCUGGCAGAGAUGGAAGGAGAGACGGGCGAGGAAAUUGACGAGAAGGAGCGAGAUGAGAAGGAGUUGGACCUGGGCUAUGGAUCAGAGCGUCGUAAGGUCCUACAGCACACCAAGCUUGGAAGUGUCGAUUGGAAGUCCGAAGACCAAGCUAGACUCUCCGAGGAACAAGCAGAAAAGUCAACAUGGCAAUACAGUUUAACACAACAGCAAGUCAGGAAAGAAGGUGACCCCAUAGCACUUGUGAUCAAACUCCAGAACCGCGUGAAGGAACUGGAGAAGGACCGGUCGCGUCUACUCAGGGAGCUGGAGCAUCUCAAAGAUCAGAUGGAACGAGUCGCAUCCAUCAAUGAUAACUCAUCUGCUGACAAGAUACGGGCUGACGAGUUAGAAUUAGAGAAAAACAGGUUGAAUGCUGAACUAAUGCGAUUACGCAAAGUCGUAGCUGAAAGUGCUGCUUUCGACGACGGUGGAGAAAAAGGUGCUAGCGAAGAACAGGAAAAACGCCAAUCAGUUGCCAAAGAAUUUAUGGAUCAAUUUGAAGCCAUGACAGAAGAACUCGAGCGCAGACGUGAGGAGUGUAUCCAGUUGAAGGCGGUAAUGGCCAAUCGUAACGUCAGUACGUCGGCGAUCGCACGGGAAUCGUACCAUAAUGACCCUGGUAUGAUAAAUGAUGAUGGUGAACUCGCAGUCGCUUAUAAAACCAUGAAGGAUGUUAAUAGGUUACUGGAAGACCAACUCCAGAAAGAGAAGGCGCUCCGUGACGAGAAUGAGCAGGAAUUACGUAAUGAGAUUCAAGAGUUGAAACGCGACAACGAGCGGCAACAGAAGCUUAUUGGACAGCAAAAAAAGUCAAUGCGUCGUUCAUCGAAGAAUCUUACCCUUCCACCCGGAGCCAAGAUCGAGGCAACCAUGCAACAUGAGAUCACGAGAAUGACAGGAGAAAACUUGGAUCUGCGGGAACAAAUUGACACGCUGCAAGAGACGAUCAAAAAACUGAAAAAGGCUGUGAAGAUCUAUGCCAAGAGGUUAAAGAACCAGGAAGGAUUUUUACGCCGUUCGUCUACGAUAGGUUCAGUCAUGUCGCCAAUGAGCCCAUGUGGUCCUGAUGUCCUCCAGGAGAUUGAGAAGAUAGCACGCUCAGAAUCAGAUGACGCCAUGCCAAGCAUCAAAUACCAGGAGCGCGAAUAUCGAGGAAUGUUAGAAUACAAGAAGGAGGACGAACCGAUGCUUGUCAAAAAUCUUAUCAUAGACUUAAAACCAAAGAUAGCAGUGAACCUCUUGCCAGGGUUGCCGGCCUAUGUGUUGUUUAUGUGUAUACGCCACACAGACUCGGUAAACGAUGAUGAUAAGGUGCGCACGCUACUCUCGGCCACGAUUAGCGGAAUCAAAAAAGUCGUCAAGAAACGGCACGAGGAUGUUGAAACUGUGACAAUGUGGCUGGGAAACACGUGUCGACUCUUACACAAUCUGAAACAAUACAGUGGAGAGAAGGCCUUCCAGAGUGAUAAUACCAUGAAACAAAAUGAGCACUGUCUCCAGAACUUUGAUCUUUCCGAGUACAGACAGGUGUUGAGUGACUUGGCAGUGUGGAUCUACCAGGGUCUCAUAAAGCUCAUGCAACAGACCCUGCAACCAAUGAUAGUGUCAGCCAUACUAGAACAUGAGGCUAUCUCGGGCCUGUCUGGUUCAAAACCGACCGGGAUGAGGGGCCGGACCAGUAGCAAUGCUGGAGAGUUGGAGGACACGCGGUCAAAACGAUACGGUCUCGAUUCCAUGAUGAAGAUGCUAAAUCAUUUCCAUAAGGUUCUCCAGAACCACGGUAUCGACCCGGAGCUGGUCAAACAAGUGUUCACGCAGUUGCUCUACUUCAUCUGUGCAGGUGCUCUGAACAACCUCCUCCUACGCAAGGAGAUGUGCCACUGGUCAAAGGGCAUGCAGAUACGGUAUAACAUCAGCCACGUUGAACAAUGGAUGCGGGACAAUAAGCUUCAGGAGGCUGGCACGCUGGCCACGUUAGAGCCCAUCAUCCAGGCGUCGCAACUCCUCCAGGCUAGGAAGUCUGAGUCGGACGUGGAGAGUAUUGCAGAGAUGUGUUCUAAACUCACUGUGGCUCAGAUUGUUAAGAUCCUCAACCUCUACACGCCAGUGAAUGAAUUCGAGGAGAGAGUCCCCAUAGCGUUCAUCCGCAAAAUCCAGGAGAAGUUAAAGGCACGACAAGAGGUCGGCGCCACAUUACUGAUGGACACGAAACUCUCUUUCCCCGUCACCUUCCCUUUCAACCCAUCAUCGAUCGGGUUGGAAACCCUGCAAGUCCCUGAGGUGCUUAGUCUUGCGUUCUUGAAGAGGGUGUAGUGCCGUCUGGCGGCGGCGGGGAGACUUACAUUCCGUAGUAUGCGAAACGGGCGACUUCCAUCUGAUCAGAUUGUUGGAGUUGACCCCAAGUUAUAUGUUAUUCCAUGUGAAAUGUUUCCAGAUAGAUCUGGCCAAAGGUACUUGGCUGACCUCUUGUAACUAAACUGUAAUGUCAUGAUCAUGAAUAGUUAUGGUGCUGGGCUGUCGGAGUGGGGCAGUGGGUACUGGGCUGUCGAAGUGGGGCAGUGGGUACUGGGCUGUCGGAGUGGGACAGUGGGUACUGGGCUGUCGGAGUGGGACAGUGGGUACUUGGCUGUCGGAGUGGGGCAGUGGGUACUGGGUUGUCGGAGUGGGGCAGUGGGUACUGGGCUGUCGGAGUGGGGCAGUGGGUGCUGGGCUGUCAGAGUGGGACAGUGGGUACUGGGCUGUCGGAGUGGGGCAGUGGGUACUGGGCUGUCGAAGUGGGGCAGUGGGUACUGGGCUGUCGGAGUGGGACAGUUGGUACUUGGCUGUCGGAGUGGGACAGUGGGUACUGGGUUGUCGGAGUGGGGCAGUGGGUACUGGGCUGUCGGAGUGGGACAGUGGGUACUGGGCUGUCGGAGUGGGGCAGUGGGUGCUGGGCUGUCGGAGUGGGGCAGUGGGUACUGGGCUGUCGGAGUGGGGCAGUGGGUACUGGGUUGUCGGAGUGGGGCAGUGGGUACUGGGUUGUCGGAGUGGGGCAGUGGGUACUGGGCUGUCGGAGUGGGGCAGUGGGUACUGGGCUGUCGGAGUGGGACAAAGGAAACAUCAGCGCCUGUCACCUCUGAGGUCCCGGGUUCGAUUCCCGGUCGGCCCGGUAUAUCAUGUGAUGGAGAGGGCGACUCCUUUCGACAGCGUAGGUUUCCUCCUACGUACAUUACAAGCGGCCAAUAUGGUUUUUAGAGCUAAUAAUGUCCUACAUUUGUAGUUCACGCUCAGCUUUCAACUCAAUGUUGUUUUUAAUAGUAACGGUACACAGCGCUAGGCAGCCAGCUUAAGUUUACACGCUAUAAGAGCUAUACUCAGUUUCUUCAGCAUUAGUAAGGCCUGCCCUGAGAAUAUUCUAAUGUUGUGUAAACACCAAUAUCUUUUGGUAAAUGUGAUCUGGUCACAUUCCUGAGUUCAAUCUAGUGUUGCGCAACACCACUAUCUUUUGGUAAAUGUGAUCUGGUCACAUUCACGAGUUCAACUACAUAUAAGUACCUUUGGCCAGAAAGAUAUGAAAAACACUUUAGUCAAGCUUAUACUGUCUCGAGUAGGUGCGAGGUAUGCCUCAUCUAGCUUAUCAACAAUUCAGGCACUAUUCACUAAUCCUUUUCAGUCCUCCAGGGCCCGGUUGUUAAAACUGGUGUUAACUUUACUUGGCCUUAUAAAGUCUAAUGGACUUAACUGAAGGCGAUGCAUGUAGGGCCGAGUUAAUAAGUUACACUAACGUUAGUCAAACUAGGUCAAGGUCAGUUUUGGAGUAUUCGGGCUAAAACAGCAUGUUGACAUUUGUGACCUGACACAGCAUAACCAGGCGCAUGUCGCACAGAAGAUGAGCCUAAAUGACACAGGAGAUACAUAAUGGCAGAAAUUGAUGUACUCAGACUUCACAAAAUGUAGACAACAGUAUUAAAGAUGAACAACCGGGUCGUCUCGACCUGUCAAGCUCAAAGCAACAAGUGCCUGGUUUUGCUGUGAUGGGUCACAUUCUAGAAAAGGGGUGCACAGCGAGAAAGACGUGCGCGAAUUGCGUCACUGGGCAGAGUGAAUUUGUGACAGAGAGAUCCAGUGGACAGUGCUAUUCGUUGCAUACAUAAUUGAGUUGUAUAGUGUUAUUAUUUAGGAACCAGUCAAUUUGUUUCGCCACGUGUAGAUUUGCCGGUAGAGUGGCGAUAGUGAACAUAUUAGAAUGAAUCUAUUUAUUAUGACUAUUAUUAUAACUAAUAUAAUUGUGAUUGUCGGUAGAGAAGUUGUUUGUACAUCUGUUCUUAUGUCUCUAUUGACUACAUUUUCUGUUGAGUAUAUAGUGUUUUUCAUAUAUGUGACUCGCUCUACCAAAACUAGGCGCUUGUCGCAUCUGAACUCGACAGGUUGAU
Lineus longissimus is the source of this 8003-nucleotide messenger RNA. RefSeq names its product unconventional myosin-Va-like. Lineage: Eukaryota; Metazoa; Nemertea; Pilidiophora; Heteronemertea; Lineidae. The transcript has 42 exons. Gene Ontology annotation, cellular component: myosin complex; actin cytoskeleton; vesicle. The record is from RefSeq and is a predicted model, not a curated record. Gene Ontology annotation, biological process: actin filament organization; vesicle transport along actin filament. Gene Ontology annotation, molecular function: microfilament motor activity; ATP binding; actin filament binding. Bases 103 to 5904 code for a protein of 1933 amino acids.